AAGAGGAAAGAUCGCGUAGUAUCUUCUUCCCCCGGUUCUUCUCUCGUUCCCACUCGUUCCAGUCAAUAUCUGCCCGGGGCCCAUCCUCGGGAUGCCUCCAUUUUCAACCCGCAAGCUGGCCCCAGCUCCAACUCCAGCAAAAACAGGGGAAGGGAGGGAGAGACAGUUGAGAGCCGGCAAGAACCCACCAUCCAUCCAUCCAUCCAUCUCUCUCGUUCUGCAUGCCCCUGGAUAAGUUCCUCCAAUGCCCAGAAGCAUUCCCUCGCUAAGCUGAGCUCCUGUGACUACGAAUAGCUUUGUCGUUCCUGGCGUCCGAUGCACUCUCUUCCCUCUCCCGCUUCCGUUCCUCUCCUUGUUUUCUCGGCGCUCUUCUUCGCGGCCCUCUGUCUCUGUGAUCCGAGGGCCAACGAAGUGGACCUCAUAUGCAGCAACCGGACCACUCCCCUGCCCGACCGCAGGGCCUUCGCCACCAGCUUCGCGGAGGCGAUGGACGCCGUGUCCCCUCAGAUCAACCGUCAGCAAUACGCGUCGGCCGUGGGCAGAGCGGGCAACAACACCGUGUACGCGUUCGCGGAGUGCAUGGAGGACCUCGACCGGAUCGACUGCGACCUCUGCAUCGCUCGGGCGAAGGUCCAGAUCCUCCGUUGCUCGGCCUUACAACAGGGCACUCGCGGCGGUCGUCUCUUCUAUGACGGCUGUUAUCUCAGGUACGAUGAUUACUAUUUCUUCAACGAGAGUUUGAGUCCCCAAGAUACGACAGUGUGUGGCACGGAAGAUUUUGGAGGGAACCAGACGAUGUUCAUGAACAAUGUCGUGGAGUUAGGGAGGAAUUUGAGUUUGCAAGCGCCCAUCAAUGGCGGGUUCUCUGUGGGGUCUGUGAUUCGUGGGAAUGUGUCGGUUUACGGGUUGGCUCAGUGCUGGAAAUUAGUGAACGGGAGCGAAUGCCAGAACUGUCUUAACAAUACGGCUGUGAGGAUCGACUCGUGUCCCCCCAAAAAGGAAGGAAGGGGCUUGAAUGCCGGUUGUUACUUCAUGUAUUCGACGGAGAAGUUUUACUACAACAACACCAAACCAUUUCAAAUAAAUGAAGGAGAGCAACGGUUGAUUAUUCUGGCUGCAGUAUCUUCUACGUUGGCUCUGCUACUAAUUAUUGCAUUAGCUGCUUUCCUCAUUAGGAUGAAACUUGUCAGGAAGACUAGAGAAAAGAAGCAGUUGGGACUUCUGGUGGACGUAGUGAACAAUUCCAAGCGUAACUUUUCCUAUGAAUUGCUUGAGAAGGCUACUAGUUAUUUUCACCAAUCCAGUAAGCUUGGACAAGGAGGGUCCGGCUCAGUUUAUAAGGGAAUUUUGCCUGAUGGAAAGCCUGUUGCCAUCAAAAGGCUGGUAUUUAACACGACGCAGUGGGUCGAUCAUUUCUUCAAUGAAGUAAACUUGAUCAGCGACAUUGAUCAUAAAAAUCUAGUCAAACUGUUGGGGUGCAGCAUCACCGGUCCUGAGAGCCUUCUUGUUUAUGAAUACAUCCCCAACCUAAGUCUUCAUGAUCACCUUUUUGCGAAAAAGAACAUUCCACCACUAAGUUGGGAGACAAGGUGUAAGAUCAUCUUGGGUACUGCGGAGGGCCUGGCCUAUCUUCAUGAAGAGUCAAACUUAAGAAUCAUACAUAGAGACAUUAAAUUAACCAAUGUUUUGCUGGACAAAGACUUCACGCCCAAGAUUGCUGAUUUUGGACUAGCUAGGUUAUUUCCAGAAGAUGCGACUCAUAUCAGCACUGGUGUCGCUGGUACAUUGGGCUACAUGGCUCCAGAGUAUGUUGUUCGCGGCAAAUUGACUGAAAAGGUAGAUGUCUACAGCUAUGGCGUUCUCAUGAUGGAAGUACUCUCUGGAAAGAAGAAUUAUUCCUUCUCCGAGAGUUCCUGUUCCAUCUUACAAACGGUGUGGAAUCUGUUUGGAUCGGGUAGGCUGUGUGAAGCCAUAGAUCCAAUUCUAGAGGGGCAAUUUCAAGAGCAGGAGGUGUCUAGGUUACUUCAAAUUGGUCUACUGUGCGUGCAAGCCUCUGCAGAAUUGCGGCCAUCAAUGUCAGUGGUUGUGAAGAUGCUGAAAGAAAGCUCUGAAUUACCUACACCAACACAACCGCCAUUCCUCAAUUCUAGUCGAAGCACGGAAUGCAGUAGGCACAUGUUUAGCGAACCUAAUAGUUCUCGCCAAGAGUCAGACACCCAGUCUCCUGGCAAUGCAGCGACGACUGAGAGCUGGGUCAAGCCUAGAUAACAUUUCGUUUCUGAUGCAUCUCUGGCUCUGUCUUUCCGAAUUAUGUUGGCAAAGCUUCUCCCGGUGGUCACAUGCCGACUCAAGUUAUGAAAUGGAUAAUUGACUUAUGGAGGUUCUGGCAACGUAAUAUACGAACUUCAUGUCACGUUCCCUGAUUCAUUCGGAUGCCACUAGCAGUUUGAGGAUCUCACCGUACACAUUCUGAAAUUCCUGAGCCUCGUUUAGUCAUUAGGAGUCUUUUCAAUGCUUCAGCGUUGAUGAGUGGAACUCCACGAGUAGAUUAUAUAUGUUCAGGGAGUCACUUGUUUAUUAUCGCCACUUGUAAAGAGUUAUUACAUAUAUUUAGCUCUCACACCGAUUCUCAACAGCUCAUUCUUGUUAUAAUUAAACAUACUUGUACAUUACACGAUCCUUUGUAUUCCAUUCCUAUUGUAUCUAAUGCUGAUGCAAAAUA
Molecule: messenger RNA, 2722 nt
Organism: Eucalyptus grandis
Lineage: Eukaryota; Viridiplantae; Streptophyta; Magnoliopsida; Myrtales; Myrtaceae
Product: cysteine-rich receptor-like protein kinase 3
Exons: 8
Coding region: 316-2268 (650 amino acids)
Biological process (GO): protein phosphorylation
Molecular function (GO): protein kinase activity; ATP binding
Source: RefSeq, a predicted model, not a curated record